CAUAUAAAUAGAAAUAAAGAUUCAGAUAUAGGAAAAAAACCAAAAUGGAAUAUACUGAAAGGUAGCGUUGAUUCUAUGGAUGGUUCUAUUUUUCUACAUUUUCUUAAUUUUUUGCAAUGAAAUUUUAUUACUUAAAAAAUAAAAUAUUUGUGAAAAAGAAUUUAAUGCUGUAAAGUACAUUAGAAGGGAGAUUUUGCAGAGCCAGUGAGAAACUAGCUUCUUCUAACAUAGGGGUUAACAACUAGUUGUAAGUUUUGACCAAACCUCUACAUACUCUCAGGUACCAGCUGCCAUGCAAAAAUACGCGGGAGGUCCCUGGGCCUGAGCUGGACAGAACUGUUGAGAGAGAAGUUAUGGUCUCCCUGAAAACAUGCCAAUUUUGGGUGCUCUUUAUACUUUCUCAUUAUGGUUUCUUUUUUCUCAUUGUUUUGUAGUUGUGAUGCCACCUGAAAUGAACAAUCAAACAGAUGUCACUGAACUCAUCUUCUUGGGAUUUUCCAACCACCCCAAUCUACAGGGCUUGUUCUUCCUGGUCUUCUUGGUCAUUUACCUGAUAACUCUUCUCGGAAACGUGCUCAUAAUAAUGGCCACCAGGAUCAGUUCUGCUCUCCACACCCCAAUGUAUUACUUCCUCAGCAACCUGAGUUUCUUGGACAUCUGCUACACGUCCACUACUAUUCCAGUUAUGCUGGUGAACUUCUUCCGGGAGAAGAAGACCAUCUCCUACAGGGGCUGCCUCUCCCAGAUUUUCUUCCUUGUGACAGAAGCUGGCACUGAAUGUGUCUUAUUGGCUGCUAUGGCUUAUGACCGCUAUGUAGCCAUUUGCCACCCUCUUCAAUAUCCAGUCCUCAUGGGUGUGAAGGUCUGUGUUUGUUUGGUGACAGGGUCCUGGCUAUGUGGGUUGGUGAAUUCUGUGACACACACAGUGCUGGCAGCCACACUCACUCUGUGCGGGCCCAAUCAGAUCAGUCACUUUCUCUGUGAUGUCCCAUUGCUUCUGAAGCUCUCCUGCUCAGACACCUCUCUCAAUGAGUUUGUGCUCCAUGUGGCCAGUGCCACCAUUGGCCUGAGCCCCUGCUUAUUAACUGCAGUGUCUUAUAUACUCAUCAUCUCUGCUGUUCUUAGGAUUCCCUCUGCUCAGGGCAGGAGCAAGGCCUUCUCUACCUGUGCAUCCCACCUCACUGUGGUGAUAGUCUUUUAUGGAACAGCCAACUUCAACUAUGACAGACCCAGAGAAGGCUACUCCCUGGACAUAGACAUCCUAGUCUCUGUGCUAUUCUGUGUUAUGACUCCCAUGUUAAACCCCAUCAUCUACAGUCUGAGAAACAAAGAGGUCAAAUAUGCCUUGAGAAAGCUGACUGCAGGGUAUGUAUUCUCUGGAAAUAGUAGUGUCUAAAUCAAUGGUCUUCAAACUGGGGUAUGCAACCACCUGGAAAAAUUUCCCAAGUAUUUGUAAAAUACAUAGUUUUAGAAAUUCUAUACCCAGAUUCUUAAUCCUUACAUAUAUAUCAGUUCCUAAAAUUGAUGUUCUAAAGAACUCCUAUCUCUAUUCUCUUGCCACAAGUAUUUUUUCCCACUUUGCAAUGUCAAGAUGUAUCAGAUAUUUUAUGUUGGCUCUCAGUACAAUCUAUACCCUUGUAUGUUUUCUCUGCCAGGGGAUAAAGACCUGGAAACCUUAAUUCCCAGGCUCUCUUGCCAGCAGGAGUCCAUCUUAUACUCUGCCCAUUUAAGAAUCAUACAUGAGAGAUUAGAAGGAAAAGGAAUAAAGAAGAAAUUGUCUUCUUCUGGAUCUGACAGCAGUAACACUAGUACUUCAGUAGCAGAAACAGACUCCUGUGGUACCAUUAGCUGAUGUUUGCUGUUUCCUAUAACAGUUGUUCUUGAAACAUAAGGUCACGCAGUAUGGAAUGAGUAUCUCUCUAUAGAAAGGGUAGAGACUUCCACAGAGAGUAAUACUACCUGCUCUCCAUUCUUCUUUUUGCUCUUCAAACAGUUUUAUCACUUAUUUCCUAUGCUAAAUUCCUGUAGGUUGAAAUACCUAAUGAAGUUUUUAGGUUUCUUGGUGAACACUAACUGCUAUAGCAUUUUCUAUCAGGCGUGGUGGUCAAUCAUAUACUUCAAAGGUAGAAGUAUAGGAUUGGAUAUCUGAUCUGAAAGAGUUUGAAUGUAUUAAUGACAUCAUAGCCAAUGGAAAAUAGGGAAUCUGAUCAUUAAUGGUGUUGGAGUAACAAAGCAGAUACUUAAAAUUAUCAAUAGUCAUUGCCUGAAAUAAAACAUAUAUUGAAAACCAGGCUUUAAAAUGCCAAAUUAUUGCUGCAGUUGACCUUUAUGGUGAGAAUGAAGACAAUAAGAUUGUUUACUGACUGCUUUUACUGAUUACAAUGGGAAACUUAUAGGAAAAAAUGACAGUCUCAGGUGUUAAAUUCCUCACUAAAAGCAAGGUCAAACAACCAAUCUUUUACCUCUCAAAACUGAUGAAGCUUAAAAAUUAGAAAAAAACUUGAUUCUGUAGAUUGCAUAAUUGUAAAGUAAACUGUAAAUCCACAAUUUUUCCAGGUCUCUUGUUGAGCCAGUUAGGGCAUUGGCUUAGGAAUGAGUGGGCUUCUUAUAAUUACAAUGGGAAAAUACAAUGAAUCUGUAAAAAAAUCUUAGAAACUUGAAUACCUAAAUCUCCAUUAAAUUUCCUUGACAAUAGAAGCAUCCACUCCUAUUUGAGGAGA
Messenger RNA from Sus scrofa (pig), 2720 nucleotides. The record is from RefSeq and is a predicted model, not a curated record. Lineage: Eukaryota; Metazoa; Chordata; Mammalia; Artiodactyla; Suidae.